AUGGAAAAAGUACACGUGUCGCAGCAUAAUAGGGAAGGCUCUCAGAUAAGACGAACAAGGAAUUUCAAAACAAAAGCAACAGUGUAUAAAACGGAACUCAAAUUCCUUCGCAGUGGUGGCGGCUACCAUAGCAUUAACUCUAAGUUAAAAAGCAAAAGUGUUCACUGA
This is a messenger RNA of Sphenostylis stenocarpa, 168 nucleotides long. NCBI's taxonomy places the organism in Eukaryota, Viridiplantae, Streptophyta, Magnoliopsida, Fabales, Fabaceae. The record is from the annotation of a GenBank genome assembly.